AACAGUCCUUGCCUUCUCUUCUUCAAGCUGAUUCGCUCACAGGAUGGCUGAUAUCGCGACUCCUGAGUUUCUCAGCGAACUACAGUCGCUGUAUCCUGCACCAGCAAAAUAUGUCGAUGGUGACUGGUUCCUCGCUGCCGGAAUAGCGUUCAGCUCGAGCAACUGUCCCGAAGGCAUCCCAUGUAUACUUCGAUAUGCUCUCAAUGAUCUCGACAAGCUCCCUGACACCUCAGAUGAAGAUCGCAGGUUGCUCGUGCGGAAGAUAAGGGAUGGGAUCUUUAAGUCUGGCUUGAUAUCUGGUUAUCUUAAAGUUUACGAUGCUCUUAUUUCGCUUUAUGAAGCCACUCCCGAAGAUCUUCGAGACACCGAGCCUCUGCGCGACUCUACUCGAUCGAAAGAGGAAGUUGCUGCUGCUGGGCAGGCAUAUUUCGAUUCGACAUACGGUGAUACCGCAGCGAAAGUUCAACCCAUGCUUCGAUCUAUAUACCCAGACCUCGAACACUUCACGACAAAACUUGGGUACGGGUAUGUGUACUCCUUCAUGGAAGUGACCUCAGCCAAGGAGACGUCAUUCGCUAUGAUUUCUGGCCUGAUCCCGAAUGACACGCCUCGUCAGGUUGAAUGGCACCUGACUGGCGCUGUUCGCAAUGGAGCAACGGUCGAGGAGGUAAGAGGUGUACGAGAGAUCGCACUGAGAAUCGCGAUCAAGGCGGGCGUUCCCUUGAAAAAUGAGGUUCCCAACAUUUGAUACUAUCCACACUUAUAAAGUGUAAAUGCAAUCAGCGACCCUUGGUGAAACUUGAUACCCCUGAAAGAGGUCUCUGUAAUAAUGUCGACGACAACCGCGGAAGAUGUUGAUAUGUAGUGGAAUGCGAUGCACAUUUCUUUAGAUUUGAUUUGGCUGCGCAUUACCGUUUGCCGUAAAUUUGAUAAUAUUGAUCAAUUCUUGAUUUGAUUCGC
This is a messenger RNA of Suillus clintonianus, 960 nucleotides long. RefSeq lists its product as uncharacterized. NCBI's taxonomy places the organism in Eukaryota, Fungi, Basidiomycota, Agaricomycetes, Boletales, Suillaceae. The transcript is spliced from 5 exons. The record is from RefSeq and is a predicted model, not a curated record. The coding region runs from base 44 to 748 and encodes 234 amino acids.